AUGCGAGAGAGCAAAGCCCCGCCCUCGAGCGUGGAGCGAUUGAAUCUGCAGCUGGAAUUGGUUGGCCUGAUUAUUCAUUGCGUGAGUGCUGCAAUAGCUGCAACACUCAUUGCUGCUGAACGCUAUAAAUUCCAGGACACUUGUGACAUAAAAAUCGAAUUGCGGAUAAUUUUGCCGGAAGCCGAUGCCGAUGUAUGGCGCUACACCUAUGGACGUGUUCUUCAAAUUGAAACUCACUUGGCCUCAGUUCCUUCUGACGAAAUCAACACUCGGCCUACGGCGAAGACCGUCUUCAACGCGCGGUCCGACAACAUGUACGCAUCCCACCUUAGUAUCAUCGACGGUUGUGACCGAUGUAUCGGAUGA
Messenger RNA from Ostertagia ostertagi, 366 nucleotides. NCBI's taxonomy places the organism in Eukaryota, Metazoa, Nematoda, Chromadorea, Rhabditida, Trichostrongylidae. The record is from the annotation of a GenBank genome assembly.